Messenger RNA from Microdochium trichocladiopsis, 1839 nucleotides. RefSeq names its product amidase signature domain-containing protein. The record is from RefSeq and is a predicted model, not a curated record. Bases 1 to 1839 code for a protein of 612 amino acids. Gene Ontology annotation, molecular function: catalytic activity. Lineage: Eukaryota; Fungi; Ascomycota; Sordariomycetes; Xylariales; Microdochiaceae. The transcript is spliced from 2 exons.
AUGGCGGCCAAGCAGCGCUUCGCCGGCUACCCGAUUGCCCGCGAGGGCCCGGAGACGCCGUACGCGGUGGUCGACGAGAAGAACCCCGUGCUCCGCGGGUGGUUGCUCGUUGUGGCGGCCAACCUCGCGACGCGCUUCCCGGCCCUGGCAAAGGCCGCGUGGGCGAAUGCCAAGUUUGGCGACAUCAAGGACAUCCCAGGCCUCCUGGAAUACGACUAUCGCAUGUCGUCGGCCGUCACGCCUCUUGGCAGCGGUGACGAUGACGACGACGAUGCGACGGCCAUGGCCAGGCUUGAGAUUGGGCCGGAGCUCACAGCGCGCCAGUCCGAGACCCUGCCGGGCCGGUUCUUGUCGGCGGCCGACUAUCACGAGCUCUACAAGUCUGGUGCUGUGACACCGCUGCAGGUCGCAGAGGCGCUGCUGCCCCUCAUCUCCCGCGGCCAGAGCCCGCCUGCGAAAUACGAGUCUGCGUGGUCCGUCACCAAUAAGACGCUCGUGAUGGAGGCGGCAGCGGCAUCGACCCGGCGGUUUGCCGACGGCAAGCCACUGGGCGUGCUGGAUGGCGUGCCCGUGGGCGUCAAGGACGACUGUGACGUCGAGGGCUAUGUCAGCCACAUUGGCCUGCAGUACGACGCGGCACAUCCUCAAUUCCAGCCGGCAAAGAAGACGGCGUGGCCUGUCCAGCAGCUCCAGGCCGCCGGCGCGCUCAUGAUUGGCAAGCUGGCGAUGCACGAGCUGGGCUCCGACGUGACGGGCUGCAACCCGCGCUGGGGCACACCCGUCAACUGGAACAACCCGGGCUACUAUCCGGGUGGCUCGUCUUCGGGCGGCGGCUCCGCGCUGAGCGCCGGGCUGAUCCCCAUCGCCGUCGGAACGGACGCGGGCGGCAGCAUCCGCAUCCCGUCGUCGUUCUGCGGGCAGUACGGCCUCAAGCCCUCGCUGCACCGCACAAUCACGAUGAAGUCGGCCGUGUGCGUCAUGGGUCCCAUGGCCGCCACGGCAUCAGACCUGCGCAUUGCCUACCGCUCCAUGGUGGCGCCGAAUCCAGAGGACGCGGUCCAGCGCGCCUUUGCGACCUCCCUCCCUCCCGCAAAGUCUGCAAAGAAAUCCAUUGGCAUCUACACCGAGUGGUUCGACCGUGCGAGCCCCGUCGUGCGCGAGACCCUUCGCAAAGCAAUCGCAUAUCUGCAGGCAAAGCUCGGCUACGAGGUGGUCGAGAUCCGCAUCCCGUACCUACACGAGGCACAGCUCGCGCACGCGGCGUGGACACUAACCGAAGCGCUCGACCACCAGCGCACCCGCACGGCCAAACCGAGCGACUGCCUCGGCAUCGUGAACCACUGCAACCAGGUCCUCCUGUCCGUGGGCGCGUCCACGGCCGGCGUCGACCUGGUCAAGUACUCGCAGCUACGCGAGCUGCUGAUGCAGCACCUGGCCUUCCUCUAUCAGAAGUACCCAGGCCUGCUGAUCGUCACGCCCACCGUCCCGGACGCCGGGUGGAAGAUCCAGCCUGGCGACGAAGCGUAUGGCUUUAGCGAUGGCGACAAGACGAAUCGGGCAAUGAUGUACGUCUGGCUCGCCAACUCGACGGGUUGUCCCGCCGUGAGCUGCCCUGUCGGAUACGACGAGGCAGUGGAGGGCGGGAAGGUGCCGAUCGGACUGAUGGCGACUGGCGAGUGGGGUGCCGAGGAGCAGCUACUGGACUUUGCGGCCGAGGCGGAGGAAUACCUGAACGCGGUGUAUCCUGGUGGGAGGAGUCGCCCGGAGGCGUGGGUCGAUGUGCUUGCGCUUGCUGCUGGCAAGGCAGGGAAGGGCGGUGAUGCGGCUAGUGAAGAAUGA